CAAUGCAAACUUAUACCCGCUAUACGGCUUUAGGCUCCAGUCAAAGAGGAGAUGCCAGAUGAUUGCGUGUUUUUGUAUUGAGGUAGUGAGUUAGCGCUGCAGUCUUAACAGUCCUUCUGGCAUGCCAUCUGUGAAUGAUGGGAAUUGUUUUGUUUGCACAUCUCCGCGUCUGUUUGUAAAACUGGGCGCCUCUAAAAAGGGUCCGUGCUCUAUAAUAUGUGACCAUUUAGUGAAUAACAUAUGGAAGAUUAUGUGACAUGGAAAUCUAAACUUUCUCCUUAAAGUUCCAUUCUUUUGGGAUAUUUGGAACACCGAAAAUAUGGAGAGUUCAAGAAAGGAUGUAAUCCACCCGAAGCUCUGAAUAACAUAGCAAAAGCUUUUUUUAUUUUGAAUGUUCCUAGAAUUUUCUCUUGGACAUUACACACACCAAAGGGGACUCGUGGCUGGAACAGCAGUGCGUGUUGUGAUGCUGCUUCUGUGUCUCUUAUCUAGCGUCAGUUUGGAUUUUUUCUAUAAGAUCUGUGCAGUUCUAGAAUGGCUCGCUUCGAAGAUGAUCUUUCCGGACGGAGAGGGGCCAUCUGGCCUCCAGGCCCCCCAAGCGGCCCCAGGGUCUACAAGCAAACGAUGGCUCAAAGAGCCAGAACAAUGGCUAUAUACAACCCCAUACCUGUUAAGCAAAACUGCCUCACUGUCAACCGGUCUCUCUUCAUCUUCAGCGAGGAUAACAUAAUACGAAAAUAUGCCAAAAAGAUUACAGAGUGGCCUCCAUUUGAGUACAUGAUCCUAGCCACCAUCAUAGCCAACUGCAUCGUUCUGGCCCUGGAGCAGCACCUGCCUGCUAGUGACAAGACGCCCAUGUCAGAACGCCUGGAUGAUACAGAGCCCUACUUCAUUGGAAUAUUUUGUUUUGAGGCCGGCAUCAAGAUCAUCGCCCUUGGGUUUGCGUUUCACAAAGGCACCUACCUCCGUAAUGGCUGGAAUGUAAUGGAUUUUGUGGUCGUCUUAACAGGGAUUCUGGCCACGGCCGGGGCCGACUUUGAUUUACGAACACUGACGGUCAGAGUCUUACGACCUCUCAAACUGGUGUCUGGAAUCCCGAGUCUUCAGGUGGUGUUGAAGUCCAUUAUGAAAGCCAUGGUGCCUCUGCUGCAGAUAGGCAUGUUGCUGUUUUUUGCCAUCCUCAUGUUCGCCAUUAUCGGCUUGGACUUUUACAUGGGCAAGUUUCACCGGACCUGCUUCAGGAAUGACACCGGUGAGCAGAUGGCAGACUUCCCCUGUGGACUGGAGAACCCAGCCAGGACCUGCCCCAGCGGCACCCUGUGUCAGGAGUACUGGCUAGGCCCCAACUACGGCAUCACUAACUUCGACUACAUCCUGUUUGCCAUUCUCACCGUCUUCCAGUGCAUCCCAUGGAGGGCUGGGUGGACAUCCUCUACAACGUUUAAUUUCGAGGAGGAGACGCCAACGACUAACUUUGACACGUUCCCAGCAGCCAUUCUCACUGUCUUCCAGAUCCUGACGGGAGAGGAUUGGAAUGCAGUGAUGUACCAUGGGAUAGAGUCACAGGGGGGCGUUCGGCGUGGAAUGUUCUCCUCGAUCUACUUCAUCGUUCUCACCCUCUUUGGAAACUACACUCUCCUCAAUGUCUUCUUGGCCAUUGCUGUGGAUAACCUUGCCAAUGCUCAGGAGCUCACUAAGGAUGAAGAGGAGCAGGAAGAGGCCAUCAAUAAGAAGCUGGCUAUGCAGAAGGCCAAGGAGGUAAAGGUCAGCCCCAUGUCUACGGCCAACAUCUCCAUAACAGCUUUUGUAAGGCACCGACGAGGUGCAAAUUCUAGCAGCUCGUCCAUCUGCAGCGUUAACUCACUCAAGGAGCAGCAGAAGUCUUUGAAGAUGAGGUCUGUGUGGGAGCAGCGCACCACCCAGCUGCGCAAACACAACGUGCGUGCCAGCUCCGAGGCCCUGUACAGCGAGAUGGACCCCGAGGAGAAAAUCCGCAUGACCUCCGCCAUGCACAUCCGCCCGGACAUGAUGACCCACCUGGACCGCCCCCUGGUUGUCGAGCCUCACGACGGCCCCGGCCAGCCCAAGCCCCGGACCCCGGAGGAGGCCGAGGCCACCACGGACCCCGGCCAGGCCCAGCCUCGCAGGCACCACCGCCACCGGGACAGGGAGAGGCCCGUCGUCGACGAGGCCAACGAGAACGGGGAGACGGCCAACGGCAGGGAGGGGAGGCACCACGUGCACCACAGCCGCAGCAAAGACCCCGACGGCGGCAGGUGGAGGGAGGGGAAGGGGGAGCGCUCGCGCAGCCGCGACGGGGCCAGGAGGCACCACCACCAGAGCUCUCUGGACGAGGGGGGAGGAGGAGGGGGUGGAGGAGGCCCGGGGGAGAGGGAGCAUCGCCCCCACCACCACUCCCACAGGCCGGCCAAGGAGGGCAACGGCACCGUCAACGGCGGGGGCGGGGGGGAGGGCCGGCCGCGCCACAAAGAGGGCCGCUCGGCCAAUCGGGACGGGGAGUGCUGCUCCAGGGGGGAGAACGGGGCCAAUGGGAAGAGACGCAGGACCCACGGCUCCAGGGGCCAAUCCACUGCGGAGGGAGAGGGGUACAGAGACACCAGCGUCGGGGAGAGAGGCCAUGGAUACAGUGACAGAUACCAGGACUCAAAGGGAGAUUCCCUGGCCAUCACCCCCAAGCAGUGUCCCGGCGGCCCCAAGGGGGGCGGUGACCGACCAGAGGACUCAGACAACCAGAGGAACGUCGGGAAAACAGGAGAGACCUCGAGCCACAUCCCCCCCGUCACCAUCACCUCUCCCCCUGGGGAGACCACCCUCAUUACCAUCAACAGCAUUGACUUGGAGACCAUGCCUAUGAACACGGAAAAGAAAACCCUAGAGGAUCUUACUCAGAACGGCCCCAGACCCAUCCUACCCUACAGUUCCAUGUUUGUGUUUGGGCAAACCAACCCGGUGAGGCGUCUGUGCCACUACAUUGUGACCAUGCGCUACUUUGAGAUGUGUAUUCUGGUGGUGAUCGCCAUGAGCAGCAUUGCUUUGGCUGCCGAGGACCCCGUCCAGGCGAAUGCCCCACGCAACAACGUGCUCAAGUAUUUGGAUUACGUGUUUACUGGUGUUUUUACAUUCGAGAUGGUCAUCAAGAUGGUCGACUUGGGCCUCCUGCUCCACCCUGGCGCCUACUUCCGAGACCUGUGGAACAUCCUGGACUUCAUCGUGGUCAGUGGAGCACUGGUGGCGUUUGCAUUUUCAGGGAGCAAAGGCAAGGACAUCAGCACCAUCAAAUCUCUCAGGGUGUUGAGGGUCCUUCGGCCUCUCAAGACCAUCAAGCGUCUGCCCAAACUGAAGGCUGUGUUUGACUGCGUGGUCAACUCUCUGAAGAACGUGCUGAACAUCCUCAUCGUGUACAUGCUGUUCAUGUUCAUCUUUGCCGUCAUCGCCGUGCAGCUCUUCAAGGGGAAGUUCUUCUACUGCACCGACGAGUCCAAGGGCCUGGAGAAGGACUGCAGAGGGCAGUUCCUGGACUACGACAGGGACGAGGUGUCUGCCCAGCCCAGGGAGUGGAGGAAGUAUGAGUUCCACUAUGACAACGUGCUCUGGGCUUUCCUCACCCUCUUCACCGUGUCCACUGGGGAGGGCUGGCCCACAGUCCUGAAGCACUCGGUGGACGCCACCUUCGAGGACAAGGGUCCCAGCCCGGGCUACCGCAUAGAGAUCUCCAUCUUCUACGUGGUCUACUUUGUGGUCUUUCCCUUCUUCUUCGUCAACAUCUUCGUGGCCCUCAUCAUCAUCACCUUCCAGGAGCAGGGCGACAAGGCCAUGGCGGAGUGCAGCCUGGAGAAGAACGAGAGAGCCUGUAUAGACUUUGCCAUCAAUGCCAAGGCCCUGACCCGCUACAUGCCAGAGGAUGCCCAGUCCUUCCAAUACCGGAUGAAGUUCGUGGUGUCGGCUCCAUUCGAGUACUCCAUCAUGAUCAUGAUCGCCCUCAACACGGUGGUGCUCAUGAUGAAGUUCCAUGGAGCUCCCGACUUCUACGAGGCCAUGCUGAAGAACCUGAACAUCGUCUUCACCGCCCUCUUCUCCCUGGAGUGCAUCCUCAAGAUCAUCGCCUUCGGCCCUCUGAACUACCUGAAGGACGCGUGGAACGUGUUCGAUUUCGUCACCGUCAUCGGGAGCAUCACAGACAUCCUGGUCACGGAGAUCAAUGAUCGCCUGCUGAACCUCAGCUUUCUGAGGCUGUUCCGGGCGGCUCGUCUCAUCAAGCUGCUGAGGCAGGGCUACACCAUCCGGAUCCUUCUCUGGACCUUCGUACAGUCCUUCAAGGCCCUGCCGUAUGUUUGCCUUCUUAUUGCCAUGCUGUUCUUCAUCUAUGCCAUCAUCGGAAUGCAAGUGUUUGGGAACAUCGAGCUCAAUGACGACACAGCCAUCAAUCGCCACAACAACUUCUGUACCUUCCUUCAAGCUCUCAUGCUUCUGUUCAGGAGCGCCACAGGGGAGGCGUGGCAUGAGAUCAUGCUGUCCUGCCUGAGUCACCGGGCAUGCGAGGAGAGAUCGGGGAACCAGGGGAAGGAGUGUGGCAGCGACUUUGCCUACUUCUACUUCGUCUCCUUCAUCUUCCUCUGCUCCUUCCUGAUGCUGAACCUGUUUGUGGCUGUCAUCAUGGAUAACUUUGAGUACCUGACCAGAGACUCGUCGAUACUGGGACCUCACCACCUGGAUGAAUUCAUCCGCGUUUGGGCUGAGUACGACCCUGCCGCCUGUGGUCGUAUCAAGCACCUCGACAUGUAUCAGAUGCUGCUACACAUGUCCCCACCCUUAGGUUUGGGAAAGAAAUGCCCGCCAAGAGUCGCCUACAAGCGCCUGGUCAAGAUGAACAUGCCCAUCGCCGACGACAACACGGUCCACUUCACCUCCACUCUCAUGGCCCUGAUCCGCACGGCCCUGGAGAUUAAACUGGGCUCAGGGAUGGUGGGCCAACGUCUGUCUGACGCCGAGCUGAAGAAGGAGCUGGCGACGGUGUGGCCCAGCCUCUCCCAGAAGACCAUGGACCUGCUGGUGACCCCCCACAAGCCCAAUGAGCUCACGGUUGGGAAGCUAUAUGCAGCCCGGAUGAUCUUCGACUACCUCAAGCAGAGGCAAGCCAAGAAACUUCAGCAGAGUAAGAUCGAGGCUCUGUUUAAGCCAUUGCUGCCUCUGACUCACAUGCAGGAGAAGGACAUGCCUCCAAACAGCGUGGAGCCUCCUUGUGAAGUCCAGCCUCAGCCCCUGCCAGACCCGGUCCAGGCCAGACCUAGCAGCAACUCCCUUAACAACGGGGGUGCUCUGCCCGGCCAUAAUCGUCGAUCGUCCUCCUGGGUCACGGAGUCUCGAGACGUCCAGAGGCCCAAGAUUAAGAGAGUCAUGUCCAGGGACCAGUCAGAGGACGUCCCAAACCUAGCCAGUCCUAAGGAGUCUGUGGAGAUGAAGGAGAUGGAUACUAGUGCGGUUUCAGUGCCUGGUGAUGGGUCUUCUCUGGAAAGCCAUGGAAGGGCGGUGUCUAUGCCUCGCCUCAACGCUGAGCUGCAGCAGAGCCACUCUCGUCACUCCCCUGGGAUCCAGCUGUCUCCCGUCCCUGACGCCAGCCCCAUGAGGCGCUCGGUUUCCACCGUGGCACCCCAGCGGCCCCAGGAGGUGAACCUGCGUGACUACACCCUGGAGAAGCCCUCGCAGGAGAGGCCCCCUCACCACCACCACCACCAUCGCUGCCAUCACCGCAGAAAGAGAGACACAGAGAAGAAGCAGAGGUCCCUGGAUAGAAGCAUGGGAGGACAGCCUCUGAGCACAGCUGGUGCGCCAGGCGACCCGGCGGCGGAGCCGGCCUCCGGAGAGCGGGGUCACGACCGCGGGCGCUCCCACGAGAGGAAGCACCACGCCUCCUCGGCGGCGGAGAAACACCGCUACUACUCCUGCGACCGCUACAGCAGCCGGGAACACUGCCACACCAAGUCUGCCACCGCCAGCUGUGCGACCUCCCCCAGCGAGGGACAGGACACCAGCUUCAACAAACAGGGCAGUGGUUGGGUUAAAGGCAGCCCGGUGAUGUUGACCUCAGGUGUUAGCACGCCCAGCCGUGGCCGCAGGCAGCUCCCCCAGACCCCCCUGACCCCCCGGCCUGGGGUGGCCUACAAGACUGCCAACUCCUCCCCCGUGCACUUUGCGUCCGCCCAGGCCGGCCCGCCCAGUCUGAGUCCUGGCAGGUUGAGCCGAGGGCUGUCGGAGCACAACGCCCUCCUGCACAGCGGCACCUCCCCCGUCCCCUCCCCCGUCACCCGCAUCAGCUCCGAGCCCUUCCUGGCCCCCCCCAUCGGGAGCCCUCUCUGUAGCCUGCGGGACGAGCUGGCCUUUUUCCAGGACGAGCCUGGCCCUCGCGCCUUCGGACGCCCGCCUCGGACUGCGCCGCCUCGCGUGGGGGGCCUGCCUCUGCCCCCCCAGCAAAGCCUGGCGGUGGCUAACGGAUACCAUUUCACCUUUGGGGGCAGUGGCAGCCCAAGCACCGGGGCCAGGGUGCCCAGGUACUACUAUGAGGCAGAGGAGGACGGAUGGUGCUAGCAUGGCUUCACACGGAUGUUUUUAAUGCAUUUUGGAUUAAAUGUGAUGAGUUUUAUCAUCUUUUUUUUUUUUUUUCGUUUACACUGUUGCUAAAUACGUGUACAAAGUUGUGUUUAAUCCUUUCGUGGUGAAGUGGAACCAAGGGGACAUUUCUAUUUGAAUGUGAACCGAGAUGUGUCAUUUUUACGACUUGUGUGAUGAGGAAAUUGAAUGCAAAUUGAUGAAUAAAUUAGAGUUGUGGCACCUGUAAGAUAUAAUUGCUUUUACACAAGAGAAGGACAUUGUUUAUUGAGGAACCAAGUGAAUUUCUUCUUUAAAAACUAUCAAAUGGAGACCAACCAGUCUUAAAAUGCCUAAACAUUGCUUCCCCGUAUCAAACAUGAUAUUCUCCAUAACAGGUUUAAACAUAAUAAUCAAAAAGUUCCAUGGUAAAUUAAAUGAAAUUCUACUUUCACUAAUGCUGUUUAGGAUGUUUAUUGACACAUGAUUGGGUGAACACCCCAUACAUUCUACUUAACUGCAAAGCAGCUUUUCUGCUUUCCUUCCAGACUCUGCUGUUCUGUGAUGUUUCCUGGUCCUUAGUCACAUUCCUGUCCAGCUGUCAGAAGCGCCACAUCGACCAAUGGUGUUGUUGUUUCACACGUGUGGAUUCUCUUCUGUUGAACAUGUCCGUCAAACUUCACUACCACCAUACUUGAGCAAGUAGAGGGAGAAAAAAAGAAAGUUUUUUUGUUUUUAUAUUUAACUAUCGUAGAUGUUAUCUUUUUAUUGUGUGCAUUUUUUGUACGGUGUAACGACAAGUGUGUUUUUCUGUCUAUUGCUUACAGUUUUGCCAUCAUUUCAGGUUCUAAUGUUUCUUACAGCUUCAAAUGUUUAAUACAAAGUGCCUAUCCUUUUAGAUAAACUGUAGUAAAGAUGCAAAGACGAAAGAUUUUUUUUUAAGUAUCAACUCUUGAGUUGUUCAUUUGAUAGUUCUGCAAGAUGUAAAGCAAGCCUUAUCUGCAAACAGAGAAAUUACAACUACAGUUAGAAAAUGGAUGGAGAUAACGUAAUUCUUGCUAUGAUUUUCUUUUGAUAAAUAUGUGACAAAUUUGAGUGUAAAGGUUGCAACCUUGUGCAAAAUCAUAUACGAACAUUUAACAAAUAUGAAACCUGCAUUUGUAGCAUAUCAAUCCAGUUAGGACUACAUAAUCAGACUAACACUGCAUGACUGAAAUCGUAAAACUGGUCGACAAACGCAAUGAUGAAGUAGUAGAGCCUACUUCUCGUUCUGGUGUGUGGACCCUCCUGCAUUGCCUACUGUACUUCAACUACGUGAUGACUAUAGGCCAAAAGGAAUCUGAUAAGAAAGACAAACAGUGUGCACUUUUUGAUGGAUGUUCUAGAGUAGAGAUCCAGAUCCCUGAUGAGAGUGUGUGUGUGUGUGUGUGUUGAGUCGAGCCCCUGGCACCAGUACACUGAACCCUUCUAUAGUGCAUGUCCCUGUUGGCCCGAGACCAAGAUCUGCCACCACAUCUCUGCUUCCAGUUUGGAGGGGGGAAAAGAAUCUCAGAUGGAUAGAAAUGUGGUCUACACCUUCUGUUAAAUAGUGGAGCAAAAUCUGUCAUCUAGUAGUACCUGAUGUUGUUAACAAUCUUCAGAGCUAGGCUUCACUUGUUUAUGUUUGUGUCCAUAUGACAACACCUUGAGGGUUCUUUUCCGCGAUUAAUCGGGAAAUGCACAAGAAUCGAUUUGAACAGACCUGUGCUCUGAGAUUGGGAUGUGGUUAUGUACAGUCGGGCAUCUAGAGGAAGCUGGCCUCAUGUUAUAGCAUCACAAAGCUGUCUAUGAGAUGCCCUUGAUGGGGCCUGAGGCUUCCAUGAGCACACACUUGUCAGGGGUCUGUUUGUUUCCAGAGGUAGGGUCUUGAUUAUGGAGAACGUAGGGCUAUGCAACAAGACGACACUUUGAAAAGAUACUUCAUCCAUUCUGUAGCUUUACAUGCUGGUCUUUUCAGAUUCAGGCUUCAGCAUGAUUGUGACCAAAUAUUUUGUAUAAAAUUGUUUCAAAAAGUUGCAAAAAAGACUUUGAAAUGCAUUAAGGCACAAUGUAUAAAGCGGAAAUGAAUAGAAUAUUUAGAUCUACAGCAACUUUAUAUAUUUGCAUGCGUAACAUUUACCCACUUUGACAAUGUCAAAAGGAAAACGUGUCUUAAAAUGGAAGUAAACAAUGUAGUGAUGUUUUCUAUCUGCUCUGUUAGGUCACCUAACAAAGGUUUUCCAUCCAGAGGCUGUUCAUAAAUUAUUGGAAAAACUUCCAGAAGUUAUUGACUUAUUUUUCACGAAGACAGGAACACAUUCUUUAUGUUCCAAUUUUAGAUUACUCAUUAUUUUUCUCUUGACUUGUUGCCAUAGUGGGUCAAAGUAAACUAUCCAUCUCUACCUUCAUUUCAUAUUUCUGGCCUCUGUAUUAUGUCAGAAGAAACAUAUUACAUUACAUUUAGUCAUUUAUAUCCACACCCAAGUCUGUAACAGUUGGUUGCCAAACAUUGAACUUUUCCAAUCUCUUUCUGCACACUAACGGCAGUGUAGUUGUGGCUGUUUUAUUGAGGAAAAAAAUGUUUGCAUGUUCCAAUGAUGUAUGUGCAUGUAGACAUAGACAUCUUAAACACUUUUGAUACCAUGUGCUCAUUUGUUGUUGAUUUUUAUUUAUAUUUGAUAUAACUGUGGGGUUUGUUGAAAAAACAACUUUAUACAAAACCAGUAUUGAACAAUGUUGAUCGUUCUACCCAUGCUGCAGAGCUGGAACAUGACAUGUUUGGGUGAUGGGAUUGAGGGAGUUGUUUGUUGCCUGAAUUAUGUUUAUUGGCCAGACUUUGAAUUCUGCAGUUGUUUCUACAUUUACAUUUUGUAUGAAGUCCCUUGAAUUAAAAAAAAGAAUG
Molecule: messenger RNA, 9523 nt
Organism: Osmerus eperlanus (European smelt)
Lineage: Eukaryota; Metazoa; Chordata; Actinopteri; Osmeriformes; Osmeridae
Gene: cacna1ba
Product: calcium channel, voltage-dependent, N type, alpha 1B subunit, a
Biological process (GO): calcium ion import across plasma membrane; chemical synaptic transmission
Cellular component (GO): voltage-gated calcium channel complex; neuronal cell body; membrane
Molecular function (GO): high voltage-gated calcium channel activity
Source: RefSeq, a predicted model, not a curated record